GGCAAGAGAAUGGGUGGUAUAACAUCAGAAUAUAGAGGUGUUAGAAAGAGGAAAUGGGGUAAAUGGGUGUCCGAAAUCCGUGAGCCAGGAAAGAAAACGAGGAUAUGGCUAGGGAGUUUUGAGACAGCGGAGAUGGCGGCGGCUGCAUAUGAUUCAGCUGCAUUUCACCUCAGGGGACAUGUAGCUAAGUUAAAUUUCCCAGAGUUGAUUGAACAUUUCCCUAAACCAGCAAGUUCUUCCCCUGAAGAUAUACGUUUGGCUGCACAACAGGUUGCAAUUACAGUUCAAAACACAAAUUUCAUGGCUUCUACUAGUCAUGGCCAUGAAGCACCAGUUACAGUAGGACUAUCUCCAACACAAAUUCAAGCUAUUAAUGACUUUCCUAUGGAUUCACCAAAUAUGUGGACUACUCAUGAAGACAUAAACUUUACUUAUGAAAUGAGUGAUUACCAAGAAAUGGAUGAUUGUCUUUGGGAUUACUCAUCAACUAACUCAUUUUAGAGGCCUAAUUUUAAAGGUUCACUAUUCUAUUUUACAAACAUAUAUUUAAUUAGAGUGUGUCAUGUUUGUACUAAUUAACUUCCAUAGAUGGUGUGCCAUUAUAUUAUUUAAGGUUGUUCAG
Messenger RNA from Solanum stenotomum, 622 nucleotides. Its product is annotated as ethylene-responsive transcription factor ERF022-like. The coding region runs from base 10 to 501 and encodes 163 amino acids. The transcript has a single exon. Gene Ontology annotation, biological process: regulation of DNA-templated transcription. The record is from RefSeq and is a predicted model, not a curated record. Gene Ontology annotation, molecular function: DNA-binding transcription factor activity; DNA binding. Lineage: Eukaryota; Viridiplantae; Streptophyta; Magnoliopsida; Solanales; Solanaceae.